This is a messenger RNA of Saimiri boliviensis boliviensis (Bolivian squirrel monkey), 2003 nucleotides long. It is a transcript of the gene PROSER2, whose product is annotated as proline and serine rich 2. The record is from RefSeq and is a predicted model, not a curated record. NCBI's taxonomy places the organism in Eukaryota, Metazoa, Chordata, Mammalia, Primates, Cebidae.
CGCGCGGCCGGACGGCCAGGCACAGUCUGCAGGGCGCGCGGGCAGACCGGAGGCGGCGUGAGGGCUCCGGGUCGCGGGCGGCGUGGACACCUGAGUCCCCGGGCAGCGGGCUCCCGCGAGAAGUGAGCUGUUGCUGCAGAAUGGGCUGCUGGCUCCUGCCCUGCUUCCUGUGAUUGAGCUGGGCCCUGAGGACUCUGUGGGGAUGCCUGUAACCCACCAGAAAUCAGACGCAUCAGACAUGAACUCGGACAUGUCCCCCAGCUGCAGGCCCCGGGCCUUCAGCAGAGGCGGCAGCUUGGAGAGUCGAAGCAGCAGCUCUCGGUCCAGAAGCUUCACUUUGGACGAUGAGAGCCUGAAGUACCUCACCCACGAGGAAAAGGAUGUCCUUCUGUUUUUUGAGGAAACAAUCGACUCCCUGGACGAGCACUUUGAGGAGCCAGUGCUGUGUGAUGGGGGAGCAUGCUGCCUCUGCUCCCCGUCUCUGGAAGAGAGCACCUCCAGUCCCUCCGAGCCCGAAGAUGUCAUCGACUUAGUGCUGUCGGCACCUGGCACCAGGGAAGCCGAGGGCCUUCCAGAGGGGGCCCAGGCAGCAGAGCCUGCACCUUCCGGGAAGGAGCACAGGAAACAAGAUGCCAAGACUCCUGCACCUCCGGAUCCCCCCGCUACAGAGACCCUCCCUCCGGCUCCCGAGACCGUUCCUGCGCCGCCGCCUGUGCCCGGCACCCCCGAACCCCCCAGGAGGGAGCUGCGUGCCCCCUCCCCGCCGGCGGAGCACCCCCGACUCCUGCGCUCCGUUCCCACGCCCCUGGUUAUCGCGCAGAAGAUUUCUGAGAGGCUGGCGGAGAGUGAAGUCCUCUCACCCACCUCCCCGUCCAGGGAGGGCCGGCCGGGGGAGUGGAGGACGCCAGCCGCCUGGGGGCACCGCAGCGGAGACCCUGACCCGAGGUCCAGCCGCCCGGCACAGCCCAAGGCCCCCCGCUUCCCCAGCAACAUCAUCGUCACCAAUGGUGCGUCCCGGGAGCCCCACAGGACCCUGUCCAAGGCGGCUGUCAGCGUGCAGGAGCGCAGGGCGCAGGUGCUGGCCACCAUCCACGGCCACGCCAGCGCCUUCCCUGCCGCGGGGGACACGGGUGAGGGGACCCCAGGGCGCGGCUCCUUCCCAGAGCCGGCAGCGUGUGGCCAGGACGGGACGGGUCCCGCUGAGAGCCUCCGUGCAGGGAGGCGGGCUCCGCAGGGCCCGGUGCUGGCCAACGGCUUCCCGAGCGCGCAUGAGGCCCUGAAGAGUGCGCCCGGUACCUUCGCGCCCACCGGGAAGUCCCUCUGCUUCCGCCCCGGCCUGGCCCUUCCCAGCACGCGGGGCCACCAGAGCAUCCCCCGGCCCCGGGCACCCGAUGGCGGCCCGGACGCGCGGCGCCGCGCUGACUCCCUGCCCCGGCCCCAAGGCGUCACCGUGCAGUUCGUGGGCCGCGGCUCCUCGGAGGAGGCGCGCAGGGAGGCCCUGCGGAAGCUGGGGCUGCUCAGGGAGUCCUCGUGAGGGCUGCGCGGGCCCGGAUCCACCCUGUGUCUCCCCACCCCAAAGAGAGGGUGAAAGAGGAGCUGCAUCGCAUCCAGGAGCUGUUGGGCCUAAAACGGACGUGAGAGCCAGAGCCCCUGCCCUCUGCGGUGCAUCCGAGUAGAGAGGGGCCAGGCUGGGGCCUCCUGGCCGAGCGCGCACUGCCGACUCCAGCCACUGGGACAGAGGACUCUUCCCUAAAGGAAUCCGGCCGGGGUCUUGUGUCCCUUUUUCCAAGAACUGAGAGAAGAACCUGUUAAACCCAUGGGUUUCCGUGACGUGUAAAUGCCAGCUUUUGGGGGGUCGGGGAGGAGCAGGACUGGUGUGAUUGUCCUUGAGUCUCAUCUGCCUUUUUCUCCAAGUACAUGACAUGAAAGCCAGUUUAGAUCCCUUCCUCUCAGGAUUCCGCCCGCCUUUUCUAAGAAAAUAAAAAAGAAAUGCUUUUUCCAUU